AUGACUUCAAUUUACCACUACUCAUAUUUUUUCCCUAUUGCUUUAGGAGCUCAAUAUGUUGCUCCAGUUGCCCUUGACCCAGAAGCUUCUGCCGAGGUUCCAAAGGGUCUUUCUCCAGAAGCUCCAGCCGCUGUUCAGAAGCCUUUUUCUCCAAAAGCUCCAUCUGCUGAUCCAGCUCCCUUCGAGCCAGAAGCUACUGCCGCAGCUCCAGUCAGAGAAGAAGCGCCAGAGGCUGUUCCUGAUCCUCUUGCGCCAAAGGGUUUUAUUCAAGCUGCAGCAUCUCCAGUAAGAACUUUGGAGAACGAAAUUAAACAGCGUGAGCGAGAAGUCGAAUUUUCGGAGGAUACAGGAGUUUUUGAUCCUGCGGUUCAUGCAGAUAAAGAUUAUGAAUUUGGUGGUAUCGUGUUUGAUGAACCAGAUCAAACUGAAAACCACGAUUCUCUACCGAAUCCACACAGGGACCCAGAAGUAACUGUUGAGCAGGAGGAGACAAUUCAACCAUCGGAAACUCGCUCUCCAUCUCCGGAAAUUUCGGUUCAAGAAGAUCCUGUCCAUGAAAGAGAGCGAACGCCGGUUCUUCGUCCAGCAGAAGCACCAGAAACACCAGCAGAACCAGCAGGACCGGAAGGACCGGUAGGAACAGCAGGGCCAGCAGGACCAGCAGGACCAGUAGGAUCAGCAGAACCAACAGGACCAGCAGGGCCAACUGGACCAGCGUCACCAGCGGCUGCACCAGCAACACCAUCAAAAACAGCAGGACCAGUAGGAACAGCAGGAAAGGCAGGACCAAGAUCACCAGCAGCUGCACCAGCAACACCAUCAAAAUCAGCAGGACCAGUAGGAACAGCAGGGCCUGUAGGAACAACAAAACCAACAGGACCAGCAUCACCAGCAGGAUCAGAAUCACUAGCAGCUGUACCAGAAACACCAGCAGAACCAAGCACACAAGCAGCACCUGCAGCACAAGCAACGCUAGCAGCCCCAGCCGCACCAGCCACACCAGCAGUCACUCCUCAGAGAAAGAGCGGACGCAAGCCGCAGACCAAGAGAGCUGCAUCAACUCCAGCUGCUUCUGCUGUGAAGCGCGGACGUCAAAAGAAGGAGGCGAAAAUAGAGGAGGAAAGUGAAUUGCAAGACAAGGACACCGAGCCGAAGCGCCGUUCUGCUCAAAUUAGAGCUUUUGAUAAAGUUGUCUUCAAUCUUUGUGUUUAA
This is a messenger RNA of Caenorhabditis briggsae, 1212 nucleotides long. Lineage: Eukaryota; Metazoa; Nematoda; Chromadorea; Rhabditida; Rhabditidae. Bases 1 to 1212 code for a protein of 403 amino acids. The transcript is spliced from 6 exons. The record is from RefSeq and is a predicted model, not a curated record.